AAUUCAAUUUACUUGCUUGUUUAUCAACACGCGAGGCUAUUUUCUAAUCUCACGUGAUGCUAACCACCUUCACACUCAAUGGCUUCCAACGUUGAUGUGGAAAUGAAAGCUCUUGAGCAACAGAUCUUUGAGGAGCUCGACCCGAACCAAGAGAGUCCCAUCGAUGUGCCCCUCACACAUUCAGAGCAACCAGAAACGCAUGUAGAAGAUAAAGGAGACGAAGAUGAGGAGAUGAGAGAGGAUCCAGCGCGAUUUCCUGUUAUAGUCCGCACGCUUCAGCUGAUUCGCGGUUGGGCGCGAAGACGUGUCGCACCCGAGCCCGAGCCCGACCCGCUUCUCACUCGACUCAAAAUCGCAGAGGCUGCGCUCCCCGACGAGUUCGCAGCUGAUGAGACGAGCGAAGCGAGUGAUGGUGCUCGUACUUCCGGUUCGCGGUCGCCAUGGCUACUCAACCCCGCCUCGAAUUUUGUGUAUCGCUGGUUGUUGGUGGUGACGGUGGCUGUGCAGUAUAAUGCGUGGUUUAUUAUUGCGCGUGCAGUUUUCGAAGAGCUGCAGACCGAAUACUUCGCUCUGUGGUUGACACUCGAUUAUGUGUGCGAUGCCAUUUAUAUUGCUGAUAUGGUCUUCAUGUUCAGAACAGGAUACUUGAGUGAGGGAUUACCUGUGAAGGAUUUGACGAAGUUGAGGCAUCACUACAUGAAGAGUCGAGGAUUCGCUUUGGAUGUUUUGUCUAUUUUGCCUCUCGACAUAUUCUAUGUUGUUACUGGACCCAAUGCUGUGGCUCUGCGGUUGCCAAGGCUGUUCAAGUUUCAUCGCCAAUUUACUUUCUUUGCAAAAACAGAAAGCAAAACAAGCAAACCAAACGUUCUCCGCGUCAGUCGAUUGGUCCUCUACAUCAUGCUCAUCAUCCACUGGAAUGCCUGCAUCUACUUUGCAAUAUCCAACUCGAUGGGUCUCGCAUCCGACCACUGGGUCUAUCCUGGAGAAAUCCAAGCCAACGACACCAGCUGGCACUCGCUCACCAGGAAGUACAUCUACAGCUUUUAUUGGUCAACACAAAUACUAACAACUAUUGGAGAGCUGCCAAGUCCACAAGAAGAUCUGCAAUAUGUGUUUGUCAUAUUCGACUUCCUGAUCGGCGUUCUGGUCUUUGCUACAAUCGUUGGUAAUGUGACAUACACGAUAUCAAAUAUGAAUGCACAGAGGAACGAAUUUCAGGAUCGUAUGGAUGGUAUUAAGCAAUACAUGCAUUCUCGAAGUGUCAGUAAGGAUAUGGAGGAUAAGGUGAUCAAGUGGUUUGAUUAUUUGUGGACGGCAAAGUAUAGUUUGAAUGAGCAGCAAGCGUUGGAUUCGUUGCCAGAUAAGCUGAAGGCGGAUGUUGCAAUUUAUGCACAUUUGAGGACGCUGAAUAGGGUUGACAUAUUCAAAGAGUGUGAGCCUGGCCUUCUCGUUGAGCUUGUUGUCAAACUCAAACAUCAAGUCUUCUCCCCAGGAGACUACAUCUGUCGUAAAGGCGACGUCGGUAAAGAGAUGUUCAUCGUACAAAGUGGAAAACUCCAAGUAGUAGCCGAUGACGGAGUGACCGAGCUGGCAACUCUCACAGCAGGUUGCUACUUCGGAGAGAUCAGCAUCUUGAACUUGGGAGGCGUGGGAAACAGACGAACAGCAACAGUUCGAGCACUCGGAUAUUCCCAUCUCUUUUCACUGGCAAAGAGAGAUCUCCUUGAUGUUCUAAUGGAAUAUCCUGAUACAAAGCAAAAGCUGGAGGAGCAAGGCAGGCGCAUAUUGAUAAAGGAUGGAUUGUUGAGGGAAGGUGAGGAGCAUGUGGACCAACAUGUGACAAACAGAAAGGACGUUCUGAGCAGGUUGGAGUCGGUUGAGAGAGAGAUUGCAAAGUUGACAGCCAAACUGUCGAGCUUGCAAGGAGAGUUCAACAGCAGUCAGAUGAAAGUGAAACAGAGACUAACAUCGUUGGAAAAGAAAACAGCCUUGCUACCAAGUCAGCGAUGAAUAUCAAUGCACAUCAAAUAUAUCAAUACGUAUUAUGCAUUGUACAUGUAUGUCUGCCACGCAGAUUUUAAAAAGAAGAAAGUUAGUUGAGACUUUGAUUUUAAUAGUUUGUAAUAAAAUAUAAUGCUAGUCACUGG
Messenger RNA from Corticium candelabrum, 2147 nucleotides. RefSeq names its product cyclic nucleotide-gated olfactory channel-like. Gene Ontology annotation, cellular component: intracellular cyclic nucleotide activated cation channel complex; plasma membrane. The transcript has 5 exons. NCBI's taxonomy places the organism in Eukaryota, Metazoa, Porifera, Homoscleromorpha, Homosclerophorida, Plakinidae. The record is from RefSeq and is a predicted model, not a curated record. Gene Ontology annotation, molecular function: protein-containing complex binding; intracellularly cGMP-activated cation channel activity; voltage-gated potassium channel activity. Gene Ontology annotation, biological process: monoatomic cation transmembrane transport; potassium ion transport. Bases 79 to 2010 code for a protein of 643 amino acids.